Molecule: messenger RNA, 1332 nt
Organism: Suillus bovinus
Lineage: Eukaryota; Fungi; Basidiomycota; Agaricomycetes; Boletales; Suillaceae
Exons: 7
Coding region: 382-1119 (245 amino acids)
Source: RefSeq, a predicted model, not a curated record
GUUUUGCCCUGGCUUGUAAGUUUGAUGCGACAACCAAGAAUCGCCUUUGCGGAGUCGUGAUACACGUUGCUAUGCCAGUUCCUGGUCGUGACAAGGCCACUGCGCAGCCCGUUGCAACCGCACCACAACAUACAAUGCCUUAUAUUUACAUGGACCAAAGCAGCUCUUCAAAAUUCACUCUGACCCCAAGAGCUGGAUCUGCCUCGUUUCUCUCGCUUUCUCACUCACAAGCAGGCCUUGCAACAGGAUUGACAGGCUCAGUCUUGAUAUCAAUCUUCCGUCUUAUUGAUCGCAAGCUAGUCUUGAUUCAAGUUAUCGCUGAAUCAUUUACCGCAUUUACCUCAACGUCGCUCUUGCUUCUUCGUCCUGACUUUCGUUGAAAUGGCACUGAGUCCCCCCAAGUAUGAUGACAGCAUGCGACCUACAUUGCCCCUUUGGUCCAGCCCCAAGACCAGGAAGAAUGAGGUGGUAGUGGAACUAUCGCAUGCUCAGCCUCUUCCCCUACUUCCCCUCGGGUUGCAAAACUAUGUUUCUCCUCAUAUGUGGGAGACUCGUGUACGUGGCAUCACGCGCAUGGCUUCCCAGUAUUCCAAACCAGCGCUGGAAAGAUCCUGGAUGUUCGUAGCUCUGAUCUUGACAUUUAUCGCUCCGAUUGUGGCUUACUACGACUACAUCCAUCAAUUUGACGAUGAACAAGUCGACGAGGAUCGUCAAAUUCAGAUCGUCUGGCAGGCUAGGCUCGUAGCCCUUCUUGUCACAGUUGGUCUUUGGAUCGUCAUGUUCCUGCCAAUUAUCAUAUGGAAAUACAUGGGACGUGUGCGAGUAAAUAAGAUGGUUGAUCGCUGGGCCAAGGAUGAUCUCCGAUCUGCUUCGUCCUAUGCGGCUAUUCCCACCUGGAACGUUACCAUGCCUGGCAUGUUUAGGGAUGGGAUUGUCCUCGCUGUUUCCUUCCCUGCACCACCUAGUAGCUUUGAACUUGAAAAUUUACCACCGUAUAUCGCACCUCCCACCGAUGCUGCGCCGUCCUACGAGGCUAUCAAACGGCUCUCGAGUCUUCAGGGGGAUGGUAAAUUUGGCGAGAUCCCGCUUUACAAUGAUGCCAAGGAGAUUGCAGCGUAGAUGACCGCACCAGAUACUGUAGCUAGGACUUGGACAAUGGAAUGCAGGUCAUUCUGGAUAAGAUGGAUCGUGGGAAUGAUGAUAUUUGUGCAGUUGUCUGCGAGUUCGAGCGGCGACAGUAGUUUUCACAAUGACGAUCUAUAGCUUAUAUAUCUACGAUAGGUGAGCAAACUGGCUGGUUGCUCAGUAGAUCAUGAUCCCCAACCGUUGAGC